Alnus glutinosa is the source of this 1925-nucleotide messenger RNA. RefSeq names its product rust resistance kinase Lr10-like. Lineage: Eukaryota; Viridiplantae; Streptophyta; Magnoliopsida; Fagales; Betulaceae. Gene Ontology annotation, biological process: protein phosphorylation. Gene Ontology annotation, molecular function: protein kinase activity; ATP binding. The record is from RefSeq and is a predicted model, not a curated record. Bases 499 to 1875 code for a protein of 458 amino acids. The transcript is spliced from 3 exons.
UUCCUUUUGUCUUAUUUAUUUGCUCUCACACUUCGUCAUGCUUCUUUCGGCUCAAGAAGAAAUGAGAUACACCCAAAGAUGUGCACCAUUUCGCUGUGGAAAUCUGAAGACGAUUGGCUUUCCAUUCGCGAAUAACACAAACCCCGAAUGCGGUUUGUUCACAGUAGAUUGUCGGGAUCAGAAUCCGACGAUCCAACUGGAGAACGGUGGAGGACCAUAUGAAGUUCUAAACAUCUCACCAGAUAACACCAUUAUACGUAUCUUUGACGAACAGCUUUCGGAGUACUUGAAAUCCAAUAGAUGCGACCACUUAACCAAUUUGGCUUUUCCCAACUCUUCGUUCAUCUCUUUUGAAAUCGCCACACCCAAAAAGACCUUUUUUAAAUGCAAUCGAACUCCCGAUAUUUCUCCCCCUACAAAUUUUAAAAAAAUGAGCUUCAAUGACCAUAAUACCUACUUUAGUAUUUCAAGCGACAGUGUUCCCACUUCUCUUUCUAGAUGUUCAAUUAUUCAGCUCCCAAAGAAUCUGAGUCUACAUCAUCCUCCGUCGCCAGCGAUGAUGACCUGUUUAGGCUUUUAACCCCUGAGUUCGACCUUCGGGUGCGUGUCUCUGAGGAUUGUUACAAAUGUUAUCAGAGAGAAGGUCAAUGUAAGCCCGACUACAACGGAAAACUUUAUUGUGACGAGGCAGAGAAAGGGAUCAGUAUAAAAAAGAAACUGGCGAUAGCAGCAUUAGCCUCUUUAUCUGCUGGAAUAAUUGGAGUUGUAAUGGUUAUAAUCUGCUGCUUGAUCAAGGGAAAGUUCUCAUCCAAUAAAAUUAUUUAUUUUUGGAAAAAUGAAAGUCUAAACCAUAAGACUAUCAGGGCCUUUCUAACGAACCAUGGACCUCUUGCUAUUAGAAGAUACAGUUACUCAGAUAUCAAGAAAAUGACCAACUUCUUUAGAGAUGAAUUAGGCGAAGGGGGCUAUGGUGGCGUCUACAAGGGACAGUUACCAAAUGGUUGUCUCGUAGCAGUGAAGGUUCUGAAAGAAUCAAGAGGUGAUGGAGAGGAAUUCAUUAACGAGGUUGCAAGCAUUAGUAGAACCUCCCAUGUCAACAUUGUCUCUCUUAUAGGCUUUUGCUUUGAGGGUUCUAAAAGAGCUCUCAUCUACGAGUUUAUGCCUAAUGGAUCUCUUGAGAAGUUCAUAUAUAAAGAAAGUUAUUCGAAGGCUGGCCGGCUAUUGGAAUGGGAGACACUAUACAAGAUUGCACUUGGCAUUGCUCAAGGAUUAGAGUAUUUACAUAAAGGUUGCAACACACAAAUCUUGCAUUUUGACAUAAAGCCUCACAAUAUUUUGUUGGAUGAGAACUUUUGCCCAAAAAUAUCUGAUUUUGGCCUUGCAAAAAUAUGCCCUAGAGAAAAGAGUAUUAUAUCAAUGUUGGGUGCAAGAGGGACUGCAGGAUAUAUAGCUCCGGAAGUAUUUUGUAGAAAUUUUGGAGGGGUCUCUCACAAGUCAGAUGUUUAUAGCUACGGAAUGAUGGUUUUUGAAAUGGUUGAAGGAAGAAGGAAUAUAGAUGUCGAGAUUGAUUGUGCCAGUGAAAUAUAUUUUCCCCAUUGGAUUUAUAAGCGACUUGAACAAGAUGAAGAUCUAGGUCUACAGGACCUUAUGAAUGAAGAGGAUCACGAAAGUGCAAGGAAGAUGAUAAUAGUAAGUUUGUGGUGCAUCCAGACUGACCCUUCAAACCGGCCGUCGAUGAGUAGAGUUGUUAAUAUGUUGGAAGGGAGUCUCGGAUCCUUGCAAGUACCACCCAAGCCUUACUUGUCUUCACCGUCAAGAUCGCCAGAAGAUUCUCCGACAAUGGUGUCAAUACAGUAUGAUUCUAUAAUUCCCUAAAAUGCAUCUUUAUUUUUAUUUUAUUUUUUUGGAAGGAAGUUUUAACGUUA